Messenger RNA from Lampris incognitus (smalleye Pacific opah), 2747 nucleotides. RefSeq names its product pleckstrin homology domain containing, family G (with RhoGef domain) member 7 (gene plekhg7). The transcript has 17 exons. The record is from RefSeq and is a predicted model, not a curated record. Gene Ontology annotation, molecular function: guanyl-nucleotide exchange factor activity. Lineage: Eukaryota; Metazoa; Chordata; Actinopteri; Lampriformes; Lampridae. Bases 425 to 2617 code for a protein of 730 amino acids. Gene Ontology annotation, biological process: Rho protein signal transduction.
GUGCAACAGCGCACCUUUAACCCAACCCCAAACAAUGGUGAGAGAGAGGCACCAAACCGGCGUUCCGGGUUCCGUCCAGUACUCCGAGCUGUGUUCAGCCUGCUGCCAGCUCCACCAGGUUCCGGGCUGAGCUUGGACCCGUUAGGCAGUCUGCCAGUCUUGUUGCCGGGACUUGCUCCAGUUUUGUUUGGUUUUGUCCUUCGGCAUCGAACCGGCGGAAACACGCUGCCGCUUGACGGCGGCGGUCCCUCGCGGGCUGUAGAGCAGCAGGGUCGGCGCGCGCUGGAGCCGCAGAGCUGACUGGUGUGGAAGUGUGGAAUGCAACGGGACUGUCGUCUGGCUUUAACUCGGCCCACAGACGAGACGGGAUGCUGAGACCACACAUGUCUGAUCUCUGACACACUACGAUGCAUUUCAGGCCAACAUGUCUACAGUGAAACAAGUUAUUCUGAGCAGCACAGACCAGGACGUGGGCAGCACCAUAGACUGGAGUUACUUUGAGUGGCCAGAAAAUGAAGUCAUCACCACACGUGUGGCUGAUGUGGAGACACAAACGGACUGGGCCCCCGCUGUGAGUAAGGAGACCCAGACGAGCAGCCCGGUCAUAAUGCACAUAGAUUUGUCACGGACACACUCCAAGCUUAAACACGCGUCCCUGGUGGAUGCCGACAGCUUGGUCGCACCUUUGUUCCAGUUUGAUCGGCAGGCCCCUGGUCGCAUCUCCACAUCUCCCACGUUGAGAAGAAUGAGGAGCACUCGGCGUCCUCAAAUGGAUAUCCGGGACUCUGUCAAGAUGGAGAGCACACAAGAAGAGCCUGGCACAUCAUUCCCUAUGAGUCCUUUAUCCCCACUUCACCGGCACAAGUCUCCACUUGCCACUGAGUCCUUCUCCGAGGGAGAAGUCCACAAUAAUGGCUCCAGUUCAUCCUCGUGCCUACGUAGGCCCAGAUCACGUAGAUCUAACACGUUUGACAAUGGCAUUGGUUGCAUCAGACAAGAUUCUCCGAGCACUCACCAGCGUGUUUGCAAAGAGUUCGAGUUUUCUGAUGGUGAGAGUCAGGAGGCGGAGCGUCACCAUGACAGGCUACAGGAAAGGAGGCGUAGCUCCGUGGUAGUCAGCCUGCCUGGACUGGACGUGUCACCAGGGGACCUGUUUGUAUCCAAUGGAGCCGUCAACAUGCUCAGUUGCUCUUUAGACACCAAGAAACCAAAGUGGCCUUUUUUAAGGCGUAGCACGACUAAAACAAAGACGCCAAAUCACACAGAUAUUGAGAAAUAUCUUUCAGCGUCACAGAUUCAAGACUGGAGGAACUCAGACUUGCAGAAGUACAAGGACUGCUCUGUGGUGGAGUUUCUGGGGGACCGGUCCUCACACCUGAACCCGGGCUCUGACCCCAAGCACUACAAGAGACAGGAGGCUAUCUGGGAACUCUUCAGCAGCGAGUGUGUUUACUUCCUGGAUCAGAUCAUGGUUCUCAAAGAGGUGUUUCUGACCACACUCAGUAACCUGCAGACGAGGAACUGCUUGUGUGACGUGGAGUCCUGGAGGCUGUUUGCUAACCUUGGCGAGCUCUGCAUGGUGAGCUUUGCCUUCCUGAACAACCUUCUACGUGUGAUCAAGGGCACUUUGGACAGUCCUGCAGAAGAUGGCGGCCCUCCCCUGCUGGAACUCCUGAGCAAGGCGUUUGGUGACAGCAUCUGCCAGUGUCUGCAGAAGUACUGCCUCAACUACUCCACGGCACUCGUGUACCUGGACUCGCUGAAGCACAGACAGGACUUUGGCUCCUAUGUGAAGUGGUGUGAGAGGAACGAACAGUGUCGCAGGUUGCAGCUUCGGGACCUUCUGGUGGCCCCCCUGCAGAGGCUGACCCGCUACCCGCUCCUGCUGAGGAACAUAAGGAAGAGGUGCUGGACAGAGGAGGAGGAAGCCGCGCUCCAAGUUCUAGCGGAGCACGUUGACACUUCCAUAUGUGAUUUGGAGGGGAAGGUCAAGUGGCUGGACAACUACCAGAAGGUGAAACAGUUGAGAGAUGCCCUGGUGUGGCUGCCUGUGUGGGAGAGAGACAAGCGCGCCUUUAUCCCUGAGAAUCUGAAACACCUGCUGAAGGCGGUCACCCUGGAGAACCUCAUCUCUCAUAGAAGUCUCCUGCAGGAGGGGAGACUCGUGCUCGCAGAGAACACGAAGCUAAUCGACGUGUAUGUGUUCUUGUUUGACGAAUUCCUCCUGUUGACAAAGAUGAAGAGGAGCAAAAAGCGGUCCAUUGGACCAGAGCAGAAUCCUCUGAGGUCGCCACAGAACAUGGAGCUGGAUCAGCUGCUGAAGGAGGGCAGCACCUUCACAGUCAUGGAUCAGCCCGUCUCUCUGGACCGACUGCAGCUCAAGAACAUCGACCAGCUCAACGCCUCAACGUCGGGGCUGCCUCACUCGUUCAUUCUCAUGCACCAGAACCGCUACCAGCAGUGCAUCGCUGCAUUCAUCCUGCAGGCGCCGUCCGAGUCGGCUAAGAAAGUGUGGAUGUCAAAGAUAGAGGGCGCCAUGACCGCACUGCUGAAGCUGGACUCCCAGCAGCCGCGAGUCAAGAGCGCCUCCCUGUGGCUGGAGUCCUCCCAGAUAUGAGCCAUUUGACCUACUGAAUGCACUCCCACGCUCCCCGGAAGUCUGUACAUUACUGUACUGCAAUAAAGUACCUUUGUAACAUGUUUACCUUGAAAAGUAUAUCGCUGGAACAGGCUCCAAUAAAUGGUGG